UUUUUCACUGCAAACAACCCUUCUGAAACUUUGCAUGAGAGUCAAGUUACUAAAUCGAUUGCAGAAUUCUAUACCAAGUAUUUCUUAUAAAUACACAUUUCAGAAGUGCACCUAAACCACAGUAUCCACACAGAAAACCAACAUUUUGAUAACAUCAUCAAUUGAUUGACACAACAAAAGAACAAAGAUGGCCUCAACUCAACCCAUAGUCCUAGUAGUUGUGGUUGUCGGUGCUGGAGGCCUUGUCUUUCUUUCUUUGCUUACUUUUGCACUAUUCUACUUCUUUAAGAAGAGGAAUGAGAAGACACAAGAAACCGACAUCAUACAUAUCGAUGAGCAUAAAAAGGGUAAGGAAACCAUUACUCCUGGUCCUUUUGGAAAACAAGCAGUAGCUAUAUCAGUUGAAGAUGAUGUGCAUGUAGAUGAAACAAGAAAGAAAGAGAAACUCAGCCAUGGUUUGCAAGCCAAUUCAUCCUCAGAUAUCAUUCGUAUCGAUGAGCAUAAAAAGGGCAAUGAAACUAUUGUUCCUGGUCCUUUUGGACAACAAGCAGUAGUUAUAUCAGUUGAAGAUGAUCUGCAUGUAAAUGAAGCAAGGAAGAGUGAGAAACAUGGUCAUGCCAAAGCAAACCAUCACAAUUCUAACAGCCAAUAGGUCAGAACUUCUCAUGGCCAUCAUCACCAGCUUGAGAACAAAUCCUGAUUGGAAGCUUUGUGUAAAUUCCCAUAGAAACUACUAUCCUUCUACAGGGACUCCUAACAAAUAUGCCAAUUCAACUUAAAUAAUUCAAUGAAUAAACAACAAACAUUCUUCA
Lathyrus oleraceus (garden pea) is the source of this 812-nucleotide messenger RNA. RefSeq names its product protein TRACHEARY ELEMENT DIFFERENTIATION-RELATED 6. The record is from RefSeq and is a predicted model, not a curated record. The coding region runs from base 188 to 652 and encodes 154 amino acids. The transcript has a single exon. NCBI's taxonomy places the organism in Eukaryota, Viridiplantae, Streptophyta, Magnoliopsida, Fabales, Fabaceae. Gene Ontology annotation, biological process: plant-type secondary cell wall biogenesis.